Molecule: messenger RNA, 3961 nt
Organism: Dermatophagoides farinae (American house dust mite)
Lineage: Eukaryota; Metazoa; Arthropoda; Arachnida; Sarcoptiformes; Pyroglyphidae
Gene: Synj
Product: synaptojanin
Biological process (GO): phosphatidylinositol dephosphorylation; synaptic vesicle endocytosis
Molecular function (GO): phosphatidylinositol-4,5-bisphosphate 5-phosphatase activity
Source: RefSeq, a predicted model, not a curated record
AGGAGAAAAUCACCAUCAAAUUGAAUUAAACGAGAUCGGUGUUAUAUGGCAUUAGAAAACAUGUCUUUCAUCAAAUGAAUUAAAGAUAAUCUCAAAACAGUUUAUUAUUGCCAUCAUCAUAUAUAUUUGCCUGUGAGCUAUUCAUAUUGGAUCCAUUGAUUUGAAUUGAAAACAUCUUUCGUCAAGUCAUCAUAUUGUUUCUGGAACAUAAAUAAAAUCCACUUGAAAAAUCCUAAAACCAGAUAAAUUGAACAAAAUUUUGGAUGGGAUCGACAUUGUUGAUGCUGUAUUUUUGAGUAUUAGAACGGUGAAUUAGGAUGGUUCUUGGUAAACUUUUCCGUAUCUAUCACAAGACCGAUAAGAAUAAUGUUUAUUCCGUACUUUUGGAGAAUAAAAAUGAUCGUUCAGAAACGUUACUGUUUGAAUCCGGUGCCAUCGGUAUUCUUGCUGCCCAUGAAAAUGAGGCCGUAAAACCAUUGUAUCAUAUUCUGGUCGAUGUUUAUGGUUGUCUUGGUGUACUUAACCUAAGUGUUGGUGAUCAAAAUUAUCUCUAUUUAGUCUGUGUGUCAAGUUGUGUUUCUAUUGGAAAAAUUCAAAAUGCCGAAAUAUUUUGCAUUACUGAAACAACAUUCAUUCCAUUACAUGCUCAACAAGCCGAUUUAGAUCGAAUUCAAGACAUACGUAAGAUUCUAAAUGCACAAACAUUCUAUUUUUCAUGGUCAUCACCUAAUCAACAACAACAAAAAUUAUCGAACAAAUUCGAUUUGACCAUUUGUUGUCAACGUUCUGAACGGAUGAAUGAAACGGAUAAUCGAUUUUUCUGGAAUCGAAUGUUUUAUCCAUAUUUGAAAUCAUUCAAUGUGAAUACGGAUAAAUGGCUAUUGAAAGCUAUGUGUGGUAGUGUUGGUAUCAACACUGUAUAUGUUGGACAUCAACAAGCCAAAGCUUGUCUUAUAUCACGAUUAAGCUGUGAACGUGCAGGUACAAGAUUUAAUGUACGCGGAACUAACGAUUAUGGUCAUGUUGCCAAUUUUGUCGAAACUGAACAAGUGAUUUUUCUUGACAAUAAUCAUGUUGCAUCUUAUCUACUUGUUCGUGGUUCGAUUCCAUUGUUUUGGGAACAGACGGGCGUACAAGUUGGAACACAUAAAUUACGUGUAUCGCGUGGGAAUGAAAUCUCACAUCCAGCAUUUGAACGUCAUUUGGCUAUGGUACAAUAUCUGUAUGGGAAACAGGUUAUCAUCAAUCUGGUCGGCAACAAAGAAGGCGAAUUCACAAUAGGAUCAAUGUACAAGGCUCAUCAUAAAUCAUCACGUUUUCGUGAUGAUAUACCAUAUAUCGCUUUCGAUUAUCAUCAUUAUUGUUCUCGUGGUCGCGAAGAAAAUCUGGUUUUAAUGCUUAAAGAUCGUAUUAAAAAAUAUUUCGAUGAAUUUGGAUUCUAUUAUUCGCUUGGUAGUGAUGGAGAAAAAAUGUAUCAAUCUGGUACGUUUCGUAUCAAUUGUAUUGAUUGUCUGGAUCGUACGAAUCGCGUUCAAACGUUUCUUGGUCUUGAGAUGCUAAAACAACAGCUCAAAGUAUUACAGUUGGAUGAAAAAUCAACGAUCGUAAGCCGAUUUUUUGAAGUAUAUAAAAAUAUGUGGCAAGCGAACGGUGAUCAAAUUAGUCGUAUCUAUGCUGGUACCGGUGCUUUGGAGGGAAAAUCAAAAAUUCGCGAUGGAACUCUAUCCGUUGCUCGUACCAUUCAGAACAAUCUGUUGGACACAAGUAAACAGGAAGCAUUCGAUAUGCUAUUGACGGGUAAAUCAUCCAGUGCGGAUUUUAUGGAAAAAUUUCGAUCUCUGUUGCCCAAUCAUUAUCUUCAUUUGCCUUCGAGAAUAUUAAUGUCUAUAUGUGAUCGACAUUUCGAAUUUACAACUGUAUCAGAAAUUCGCGUGGCUGUUGGCACAUGGAAUGUUAAUGGUGGAAAACAUUUCAACAGUAUCAUCUAUAAGAAAAGUGACCCACUUUCUGAUUGGCUUCUUGAUUAUAAUCGAAAAAGUCAACGAGUAAAUCAAGUGAACAUACUGGACUUGUCAUUAGAUGAUUCGUUGAGUUCAUUGAAAAUUGAUUCACCCGAUUUAUUUGCCAUUGGUUUUGAAGAGAUUGUCGAUCUUAGUGCACAAAACAUUGUUGCAACAAGCACAACCAAUCAAAAAGAAUGGCUAACUGAAUUGGAAAAAACUUUAUCUCGUAAUGAAACAUACGUCUUGGUUACCUGUGUCCAGUUGGUGGGCGUUUGUCUGUUUUUAUUUGUUAAACCUAAAUAUGCCAGAUUUAUACAUGAUGUAUCGACCGAUUCGGUAAAAACGGGUCUCGGUGGUGCUGCCGGUAACAAAGGUGGUGUUGGCAUUCGUCUUCGUCUUUACAACUCAAGUUUAUGUUUCAUAUGUUCACAUUUUGCUGCUGGCCAAAGUCAAGUGAAUGAACGGAAUUCUGAUUUCAAAGAAAUAUCAAGAAAAAUGUUCAAUUCAAUUGGAAAAAAUCUUUAUUCACAUGAUUUUAUUUUCUGGUGUGGUGAUUUCAACUAUCGUAUCGAUAUGCCAAUUGAUGACUGCAAACAAAUGAUCAUGGAACAGAAAUGGGAUCUUUUGUUGGAAAAAGAUCAAUUAACCUGUCAGCAAAAAGAUGGCAAUGUGUUUCGUAAUUAUCUUGAAGGUCGGAUUAAUUUUGCGCCAACCUAUAAAUACGACGUGAACAGCGAUGAUUAUGAUACUAGUGAAAAAUCACGAAUUCCUGCAUGGACUGAUCGUGUUUUAUUCAGAAAAUUACAACCGACACGAUUAGAUGAAAAAGAAGCCAAUAAACUUGAUUAUGGAGAGAUUGUUUUCUAUGGCCGUGCUGAAUUGAAAACAUCUGAUCAUCGUCCAGUGAUUGGAGAAUAUAAAAUCGAAAUUUUGCAUGUUGACCCAACUAGAUUAUCUGAUGUAUUCUGUGAUGUAAUUGCCAAAACAGGUCCUACAGAUGCUACUGUCAUCAUCAAAGAAAUCGAUGUAACAGAUCCAUCGAAAUCAUUUGAAACAAUGUACAUUGAAGAAUUGGUGAAAAAAAUCAAUGAACAAAUCGGGCCGAUUAUAUUGGCUGGAUUCGGUGAUGAUCAUAUGCGAGUCACAUUUAAAGAUGGUGGCAAAGCUAUGCAAUUAGUACAGAUGGGAACAUUCAAUGUUUUGGACAGGAAAUUUCAGGCAUCAUAUAAAACACCGAAUUGGAUUGAAUUGACCGAAGAACAAAUCAAUUAUGGUGUCUGUAAUACCAUACCAUUAACGGAAAAUAGUGUCAAAUGUGACAUUGAUGAAAUGUAUGAUUAUGAUGUACCAAAAGUAAUUAGUCCAGAUAGUCCCGAUGUUGAACCAAUUAUUGAGCCGAUCAUCAAUACUUCAACGACAAAUUAUCAUUCACACCCAUUACGUCCACCACCACCAAAACAAUCAAGUCUGGAAGGAAAAGAGGAAAAGAAAUUGGCACCAGUACGGCCAGCACCACCUCCACCAAAGAAAUCUUCGAACAAAGACAAACAAAGUAUUGAUGAUAUCUUAACAACAUGCAACAAUGAUCAUAAGUCCACAAAUGAAAAACCUCCAUCGGUCCAAAGAGCUUCAUCCGCUUCUAUUGUUAGUCAACUACAACAACCUCUUUCACGACCACCUCCAGUGGUUCCACCACCACCACCGCUUUCAUCAUUAAUACAAAAUAAUGUAAAUCACAAUGAUUACGAUGAAAAUGAUGUCGAAAACGAUGAUGAUAAUGAUUAUGGCUUAAAUUAUAACGAAACGGCUAUGCCUAAUAUACCUGCACCGAUUUGUCCACCUCCAUCAACGAAUCCGCCACCACCACCACCACCAUCGAUACCGGCACCGAUCGCACCUCCAAUUCCAUCACGACGGCCACCACCACCAACAAUUCCUCCACGUGGUAAUUGAUAAUU